CAGCUUUACAGUAUCACCUAUGAACUAGACAGAAGUGGAAGACACCAACAUAGUUUUAAAACAAACAACUGAGAAACUACAGAUAGAGAAAGGGAUAUUAUAACUUUUCAUUUUGGAUACAAGUGAAGACAAGAUGGGCACCAGAUGGAUCAUAUCAGUUGUCCUGAUUCUAAUGGCAGCAACAACGGCACCUGCUACGGCAGAAAUAACUGCACCUGCUUCGACAUCAACCACUGUGUCAACACAGAAACCUGCUACUUCAACAAAGACACCUGCUCCAACAAGUGCAAAAGCAACAACACGUGCUGCAACAACAACUUCUCCAAAAACAACUGUAGUAACAACAGUGUCAAAAACAACGACGCAUGCUCCGACAACAACUCCAAAAACAACAACCCGUGCUCGGACAACAACUCCAAAACCAACAACCCGUGCUCGGACAACUCCAAAACCAACAACCCGUGCUCGGAAAACUCCAAAACCAACAACCCGUGCUCGGAAAACUCCAAAACCAACAACCCGUGCUCGGAAAACUCCAAAACCAACAACCCGUGCUCCGACAACUCCAAAACCAACAACCCGUGCUCCGACAACUCCAAAACCAACAACCCGUGCUCCGACAACUCCAAAACCAACAACCCGUGUUCCCACAACUCCAAAACCAACAACCCGUGCUCCGACAACUCCAAAACCAACAACCCGUGUUCCGACAACUCCAAAACCAACAACCCGUGUUCCGACAACUCCAAAACCAACAACCCGUGCUCCGACAACUCCAAAACCAACAACCCGUGCUCCGACAACUCCAAAACCAACAACCCGUGUUCCCACAACUCCAAAACCAACAACCCGUGCUCCGACAACUCCAAAACCAACAACCCGUGUUCCGACAACUCCAAAACCAACAACCCGUGCUCCGACAACUCCAAAACCAACAACCCGUGCUCCGACAACUCCAAAACCAACAACCCGUGUUCCGACAACUCCAAAACCAACAACCCGUGCUCCGACAACUCCAAAACCAACAACCCGUGCUCCGACAACUCCAAAACCAACAACAACAACACCUGCUCCAAUAAAUGAGUCAACAACAACACCUGGCCCGACAACAACAACCGAGGCAACCACGACACCUGGCCCGACAACAACAACCGAGGCAACCACGA
This is a messenger RNA of Micropterus salmoides (largemouth bass), 1166 nucleotides long. RefSeq lists its product as uncharacterized. The transcript has 3 exons. Bases 145 to 1083 code for a protein of 312 amino acids. Lineage: Eukaryota; Metazoa; Chordata; Actinopteri; Centrarchiformes; Centrarchidae. The record is from RefSeq and is a predicted model, not a curated record.